This is a messenger RNA of Cephus cinctus (wheat stem sawfly), 1136 nucleotides long. RefSeq names its product cyclin-Q (gene koko). NCBI's taxonomy places the organism in Eukaryota, Metazoa, Arthropoda, Insecta, Hymenoptera, Cephidae. The record is from RefSeq and is a predicted model, not a curated record. Gene Ontology annotation, cellular component: nucleus. Gene Ontology annotation, biological process: regulation of transcription by RNA polymerase II. The coding region runs from base 53 to 958 and encodes 301 amino acids. The transcript is spliced from 7 exons. Gene Ontology annotation, molecular function: cyclin-dependent protein serine/threonine kinase regulator activity.
GUAUUGUAAUUAUUUAACGAUGUCAGGCGUGCGGUACUAGCUCAUUUUCGUAAUGUCACGCGAACCAUCUCUCUUGAAGAGUCUGGAUGCCCAAGAGAGUAUAUCUAUGCUUGGAAUUAAUCAAGAAAGAAGUGAUGGCGGAAUGAAUCCCACGGAGCCGAUAACUAAUGAAGCGUUAAGCUCGAAAAUGAAAGACGUUAUUGAUGUCUUAGCUAUGCAGCGAGAGAAAAGGAAUACAUUGCAAAAAAGUAUUACAAUUGAUUACACAAAAGCUAAUGACAAUUUCACUGUAUCGAGGUUUAUAUUCGAAUGUGGACUAAAAUUAGAUGCUCAUCCAUUGACGAUCGCUACAGCAGCAACUUUAUAUCAUAGGUUUUUCAAAGAAGCGGAACUGCAAGGAUAUGACUGCUAUCUAAUAGGUUCAACAUGUCUUUACCUUGCUGGGAAAGUGAAAGACGAUCCUUUAAAAAUUAGAGACGUGAUGAAUGUUUCCCACAAUACUUUGCACAGAGGAUCACAGCCCUUAGAAUUAGGUGAUCAGUACUGGAGCAUGCGUGAUGCAAUUGUUCAAGCAGAAUUACUGAUUAUGCGUAUGCUCAAGUUCCAAGUAAUGCCUGAUCAUCCCCACAAGUACAUGCUUCAUUAUCUAAGAUCGCUGCAAGCUUGGUUCGGAGAGGAGGAAUGGUCAAAAUAUCCUGUAUCAAAGACCAGUAUGGCACUUCUGCAAGACUUCCAUCAUUCUCCAGCUAUCCUCGAUUACCCAUCAAAUUUAAUAGCAAUAGCUUGCAUUAAUUUAUCAUUACAAAUUUAUGGUGUAGUUGUACCUUUAAUGGAUGAGUGUGAUCAACAACCAUGGUUCAAUGUAUUUUGCAAAGACUUGACAAGAAACAAGCUCUGGGAAAUUAUGGAGAAAAUCAUGGCCGCAUAUGACGAUGAGCCGGAAACGCGAGACAAUUAAAAUUUCACAAGUCACAAUGCCAUUUGUUUAAAGAAACAAUAUAAAAGAAAAAUUCGUACAGUGUACAGUGAAAGAGUUUGAUCUAUCAUAUUUGUAAGACUGUACCAAACCACCUUGUGAUACAAGCUUUGGAAAUUUUCAAAACAAAAAUUAAAAUAAAUAAUAUUUCAAUCCCUUA